AUGCAGGCUGGAACAAUGUUAUUUUUGAAACUCUUCAUACCAAUCACCAUAUUCUAUCCUUCCAUAUAUUGUUCGAACUCUACUACUACACAAAUUUGUGUUGCUCGACAGGAAUUUCAAUGUAAAAUUGAUAGAUCGUGUAUUUCUAUGAAGAAAUGGCAAGAUGGUGUGGAUGAUUGCUAUGAUGGAAGUGAUGAAGUAUGUUUGCCAUGGCAAUUUGACUGUCAAUUCGGAUCACCGAGAUGCAUUUCGAAAAAUAAGUUGAACGACAGAAAGAUUGACUGUUAUUCGGGCUUCGAUGAGGGAUGUCCAGCUCAUUAUUUUGUUUGUCGGGAUAGGAGUGCGUGUAUCGAGCCGGCAAAAUAUCUUAAUGGUGUUGCUGAUUGUAUUGAUAAGUCUGAUGAACCAUGUGCUCAAAAUCAAUUCCAAUGCGCAGAUGGCACAAAAUGUAUCUCAAAAUCUCAAUUCCAAAAUGGUAAAGAGGAUUGUGACGAUGGUUCCGAUGAAGAAUGCACGACUUCACAAUUCGCUUGUCAGUGUGGAAGAGUGCGAUGUGUUGCCGAGAGUUUUAUAAUGGAUGGGAAUUGGGAUUGUGAAGAUGGAUCCGAUGAAUUCAUCAACAAAACUAUAGCGGCAAACUGCACCAGAAACAACAAAGUGAACAUUGCUACUAGCUAUUUGUCGCUGGGAAAGUUAAAAUUUUGUUCUGGAAAGAAUCCAUGUAAACCAGAAUUGGGGCAAGCUUGUGUGGUAAUCGGUGGUACUUGGCGCUGCGUUUGUAAACUUGGAACAUUCCGGCCCCUUGGAUCUGAAAAAUGUAUUCCUAUUGAGCUCCUAACAAGAUAUAGAAAUGCUCCGAGUAGUAAUUGCUCGAUAACCAUAGAAGAGCAAUUUGGAUUGUUGAAUGGAUUUCGAAAAAACGAUAUAUCGAAAACUCAACUAGAAAGAUGGAGCAAUAUUCGGAGAGCUCCGACUCGAACUCUAUCCGGCACUACUCCAGGAAACAGUGGAAGUGAUGGUUUUUUGGAAAGUGGAACCGAAAGAAUUCCAUUCAUGUUCCAAGAAGAAGAGAAAAACUAUGUCAGUGUGAUACCAGACGAAAUAAUAGACAGCUAUGGAACAAUCAUGACUCCACCAGAACUCAAAUUCAAUAGAGACGAUAUUCAGUGUGGAAACAAAACAUGUGGACUUCACGAACGGUGUCAGAGGAACAAAGAAGGAAAAUAUGAAUGUGAAUGUGCUGAGGGGUUUACAAUGUUCGGAGGAACAUGCCAGGAAUUGAUCGAUGAGUGCCGCCAAGCAAAACAUGACUGUCAUCCUGAAGCUCGAUGUGUUGAUGCUCUGAUUGGAUACGAAUGUUUGUGUAGAGAAGGAUUUUUGGAUACAUCUGUUGAACCAAAAACGAGACCUGGCAGGAAGUGCAGGAAAUUGGUAAACGAGUGUACAAAUGCUUCUCAAAACGACUGCCACCAGAAUGCAAGAUGUCUGGAUAAACCGAUUGGAUACACUUGCAGAUGCCAAGACGACUACGUGGAUGUUUCAUCUCAAGGCGCUCGAAAACCCGGAAGAAAUUGUACAAAGGCAAUAAAUGAAUGCGCACUGAAUUUGCAUAACUGUGACCCCCAUGCCAUUUGUCAAGAUCAACCAAUUGGGUAUUCAUGCAGAUGUCCUUUUGGAUUCAUAGAUGCAAGUACAACUGCUAUGGAGCCAGGAAGAAAAUGUGUCACAGCUGACGAAAGUAUCAACUCAACGAAAACUUCGCAAUGUUUCAAGAAUUCUUCGGGAGAUACAGUAUGCCAAUGUCUUCCCGGUUACACCAAUUUUGGAUCAAAAACUCAUUUGGACUGUCAGCCCGAGAAAAGAGCCAACCCAUGUCAGGACUACUCUCUUCAUGAUUGUGACCCAGUGGCCGAAUGCUUCUCCGAACAACCCGGUUACUUCCAAUGUCAGUGUCCGAAAGGAUUCACUGAUGCCUCAACUGACAAACGGUUUCCUGGACGAAAAUGUGUGAGAGCUGUGGACGAAUGUGCUCUUGGAAGACAUACUUGUGAUCCUCAUGCCGAUUGUAUUGAUACACAUCAAGGAUACACUUGCAAAUGCAGAAGCGGAUGGUCAGACACCUCUCUCGAUCCUCUCCGUAACCCAGGACGCAAUUGUAGAAAAGCCGACAUGUGUUCGAACAUCGACUGUGCCGCUGAAGCCGAAUGCCGUGAAACACCAAUUGGACCAAUGUGUCAAUGUGUAAGUGGAUACGUCGAUGUAUCCAGACAACACGGAAGACCAACUGGAAGAGUAUGUCGUGCCGUUGUGAAUGAAUGUGCUGAGGGACGACAUGAUUGCUCUUCUCAUGCCACGUGUAUUGAUACUGCCGAUGGAUUCACUUGCAGAUGCAAAGAUAGUUAUAGAGACGAAAGUGCAGAUACUGUAAAGCAUCCUGGAAAAGUUUGCGUCAGAACUGUGAUUCCGGAUCCACCAGAGUGUGAUGUUAGUGAUCCAAUGAGUUGUGAUCCUGGGAAAAGGGAAGUGUGCAUCUUCGUCGAAAACACCUACAAAUGUCGUUGCGCCAAUGGGUACUCUCGACUACCAGAUGGAAGAUGUGUUGUUAUAAAUGAAUGCGCAGAGCCAAGAUUGAAUUCGUGUGGAAAGAAUGCUGAAUGUAUUGAUCUUGCUGAGGGAUACACUUGUCAAUGCCGAAGUGGAUAUGCUGAUAUUUCACCAGCAUCUCAACCUGGAAGAAUUUGCAGAGCUCGAGUCAAUGAGUGCAGUAACAAAGAAAAAUACAACGUCGACUGCUCUGAAAAUGCCAUCUGCGUUGACACCGAGCAUAGUUACACUUGCCGUUGCCGUCCUGGAUUCGCUGAUGUCUCAGCUUCUUUCAACAAACUUCCCGGACGUCGUUGUAUCGAAGCCAUCAAUGAAUGCGCGUCUCCAUCUCUGAAUGAUUGUUCCAAGAACGCAUUCUGUGAAGAUGCAAAAGAAGGAUACAUCUGUUCUUGUCGUCCAGGAUACGUUGAUAACUCUCCAAAUGCUGCUCGUCAUCCGGGAAGAAUUUGUACAAAACCAGUUGAACAAAUCAAGACAGACUUGAAGGAUACUUCAUUUUCGACUGAUGACGGGUGUGAUCCAAAGCAUCCAAAGUGUGGAGCUAAUGAAGCUUGUAUCAGUCGUCACGGUCAACACACUUGCGAAUGCAUUGAGACUGCUUUCAGAUACACCGAUGGAAGUUGUAGAGUCUAUUCUGCCUGUUCGAAAAUCAAUUCAUGUGAUAAAAAUGCCAUUUGCUUGAACCGAUUUGAUUCUUACACUUGCCAAUGCCGUCCGGGAUUCAUUGAUUUGUCUGCGGAUCUUGCUAAUGCACCUGGAAGAAUCUGUAAAGAACUGAUCAAUGAAUGCGCGUCAUCCGAUAAUGAAUGUUCACCGUAUGCCAGAUGCAUUGAUGCCACUAAUGGAUACGCUUGUCAAUGCCUUGAUGGAUUCAUUGACGUCAGUAGCAGAUACAACAAACCACCUGGAAGACACUGUACCAAUUCAAAUAACGAAUGUUCGGAGAAAUCACUGAACACUUGUGAUGAGAACGCCGACUGCGUCGAUACUCCAGAUGGAUACACGUGUCAAUGUUACGGUGGAUUCGUUGAUGUCUCUUCAAAUGCUAAUCUGCCACCUGGACGUGUCUGCACAGUACAAACAACAUGUCCAAAACAGAAGACUGAUCUCGUUUUCUUGAUUGAUGGAUCUGGAUCCAUUGGAUCUUACGUAUUCAAAAACGAGGUACUCCGAUUUGUUCGCGAAUUUGUGGAGCUUUUUGAAAUUGGAAGAGGCAAGACUAGGGUUGGGUUAAUCCAGUACUCAGAUCAAAUUCGUCACGAAUUUGAUUUGGAUCAGUAUGGAGAUAGAAGUUCACUUCUAAAGGGCAUUUCUGAAACACAAUAUCUUACUGGGUUGACUAGAACUGGAGCUGCGAUUCAGCAUAUGGUUCAGGAAGGAUUCAGUGAGAGACGAGGGGCCAGACCGCAACAGAAUGAUAUUGCCAGAGUUGCUAUCAUUCUCACAGAUGGAAGAUCUCAGGAUAAUGUGACAGGACCAGCUGAUGCCGCCCGAAAACUCUCCAUCAAUACUUUCGCUAUCGGAGUCACUGAUCACGUCUUGGCUAGUGAACUUGAAUCGAUUGCUGGAUCUCCAAACCGCUGGUUCUACGUCGACAAGUUCAAAGAUUUGGAUACCAGACUUCGAUCUAUGAUCCAGAAGGCCGCUUGUCCAUCUCCAACCAAACAAGAAACUCCAAUUGAUGAUGUUUGUAAUCCAAGAACUCAAACUGGCUGUGAUAGAAGUCUGAAUGAGCAUUGUGCUGUUGAUGGUGGCCGUCCAAGAUGUGUGUGCCCAGAAGGAUUCACAAGACAUCCAUUGACACGUGUCUGUGGAGGAGAUCUAUGUAAUCCACAACUCAUCACUUCCUGUAUCUUCCCAGAAGAGUGCCAGAUCACUCCGUACAAGAACUUCAGAUGUGCUUGCCCAGAUGGAUACAACAGAGAUUACAGAAGCGGAUUCUGCGUAUCCGUGAAGGAGGUUCACAUCUCUCCACAGCACGAUGCCAACUGUCACAAUGGUGGACUCCGUUGCUCAGAAAACGAGAGAUGCACAAAUGAUGGAUCCGAUUGGUUCUGUGAAUGUCUUCCAGGAUUUGAGAGAAUUCGAAAUGGACAAUGUGCUUAUCCAGGAUCAUGUAAUCCAAACGAUCCAAUGUCCUGUGAUGUCAGAAAGAGACAACAGUGUCUUCCACAUGGAAAUAUCUACACUUGUCAAUGCGGAAGAAACGAGAGACGCCAUCCGAUUACUGAUAUUUGCUUGAAGAACGAAUGUUUGACUGGAGAACACGAUUGCGAUCGUUCGGCUAGAUGCAUUGACACUGAUGAGAGUUACAUCUGUGCUUGUCUAAAUGGAUUUAUCGAUCACUCUCCAAAUCCAGCUGAAAGACCUGGAAGAGUUUGCGUUGCUCUGCAAAAUGAAUGUCUCGAUGGAUCGAAUCGAUGCUCGCCGAAUGCUCUUUGCACUGAUACCGAGGAAGGAUAUGUGUGUAGAUGCAAGUCUGGAUUCGUCGACUACUCUCCAAAUCCACAAACGUUCCCUGGAAUGGUGUGUAAGGAGUUGGUCAAUGAGUGUGCUAAUCCACGGUUGAAUCAAUGUGAUCGUAACGCUCACUGUAUUGACACAAUCGAAGGAUAUUCGUGUAUCUGCAAACCAGGAUUCGUUGAUAUGGACGAAUUCGGAAAUCCAGGAAGAAGAUGUGAAAAGAUAAAAACCAAUGAUAAAUGCUCGGCAGGAAAGAACGAUUGUGAUCGAAACGCCAGAUGUAUUCAGGUCGGAGAUGACGAUUAUUCAUGUGCUUGCCCUCCAGGAUUCAAGGAUAAAUCUCCAUCCCCUUCAAGACUAGGAAGACUCUGUAUUCCUGUUAUUCCGGAAUGUGAUAAUCCAACUUUGAAUGAUUGUGACUCUCCGGAUCGUGCUAUCUGUACUGACACAGAUGACGGUUACAUGUGCAGAUGUCGUCAAGGAUUUUUGGAUAUCUCACCAAGUAUUUUAGUCAAACCGGGAAGACUCUGCAAGCCACUUCAAAAUGAGUGUGCUCUUGGAGCGGAUGAUUGUGCUCGGGAUGGCGGAAUCUGCGAAGAUACUCCAGAUUCUUUCACUUGCCGUUGUGCCAUGAACUACUUGGAUGUGUCAUUUGAUCGUGUGACUCGACCAGGAAGAAAAUGCAAGAGAUUGAUAAAUGAAUGUCAAACAGGGCAGAAUGAUUGUUCUGAAGAGGCUACUUGCACUGAUACAGAAGACAGCUACAUCUGUGCUUGUCCUCAGUCUCACAUCGAUUUGUCUCCAGAUACAAUCAACCGACCAGGAAGACGAUGUUUGUUGAGAAUCAAUGAGUGCACGUCCAACCGUCAUGAUUGUUCUCCGAAUGCCGACUGCAUUGACACUCCAGAAUCCUACAAGUGCAGAUGUCGUGACGACUUUGUCGAUGAGUCUCCAGAUACCUCUCGUCGUCCAGGAAGAAUCUGUCGACCAGCUCUUCUUGAUGAAUGUCGUGCUCAGAAGCAUGAUUGCCACGUCAACGCAAUCUGCCAAGAUCUUCCCCAAGGAUACACGUGUCAAUGCUCUCAAGACUUCCUUGACGUCUCUCCACAUCGAUCAACUCAUCCUGGAAGACUUUGUCAACCUCGUCCAACACCUCCGCCACCAGAAUGUCGUCUCGAUGGACCAAACCAAUGUAAGGUUCAUUUGAAUGAAGUGUGCAGAAUAAUUGGAGGAGAGCCAAAAUGUUCUUGUCCUGUCAAUUAUCAAAGAGACUCUUCUGGUUCGUGUUCUGUGAUCAACGAAUGCUUGUUCGCUCAGUUAAACGAUUGUCACACCGCUGCGGAUUGUAUUGAUCAAGUUCAAGGUUACAUAUGUCAAUGUAAGAACGGAUUCAAAGACAUCGGAGAUCGUAAACGACCGGGUAGAAUGUGCAAACCAAUGGUUAAUGAAUGUCAGUAUCCACAUCUGAACGACUGUCAUCAACAUGCUUCAUGCAUUGAUUUGGAUGAAGGAUACGAGUGCAAGUGUAAUCAAGGAUUCAUGGAUCAUUCUCAUGGUAGACCUGGAAGAAUCUGCAAACAGCUCAUCAACGAAUGCUCGAGACCAUCUCUCAACUCGUGUGAUAGAAAUGCCAGAUGUAUUGAUAAGGAAGAAGGAUAUGAUUGUGAAUGUAGAGAUGGAUUCAUCGAUGUCUCUCCAUCUCCAACUCUCAAAGGAAGAGCUUGCCGAGAACUUGUCAAUGAGUGUGCCAAUCCACGUCUCAACGAUUGUGAUAAGAAUGCCAGAUGUAAGGAUAUUAUGGAUUCAUAUGAAUGCGACUGCCCUGUCAACUCCAAAGACAUUUCCCCAAGUCCAUCGUUCCCAGGAAGAGUAUGCCUUAUGUUCAUCAAUGAAUGCGAAACGGGAGUUCACGACUGUGAUCCAUCUGCUACUUGCCGUGACAAUGAGCAAUCAUUCACUUGCGAAUGCCCCAACGGAUUCGUCGAUCGUUCACCAAACAAGCUUGCCCGCCCAGGAAGAGUUUGUGUCAAACUGGUGGAUGAAUGUCGUGAAGGACGUCAUACCUGCAGUAACCAUGCCGAUUGCCGUGAUCUUGAAGAAGGAUACACUUGUGAAUGCCGUGAUGGAUACGUGGAUCGGUCUCCAAAUCUUGCCAGCCAACCAGGACGUGUCUGUUCUGCACCAGAAGUCUGCCCACCAGAUCAUGAUUGCUCAUCGGCUGCUGUUUGUGAACCACUUGGAGGAAUGAAAUAUCAGUGCGUCUGUAUUCAAGGAUACGUUGAUCAGUCUCCAGGCAGCCAGAAGGGAAGGGUUUGUGUUAGAAAUAACGCUUGUCACGAUCCUCGUCUCAACACAUGCUCUCGAAACGCAAUUUGCUAUGAUGAGCCAAGAGGAUAUCGUUGUGAAUGCAAACGUGGGUUCAUAGAUCGAUCACCAGAUUCUUCUCAACGUGGAAGAGUUUGUGAACCACCACCCCCUCCAUCUCCACCACCACGUCAUCCAUGUCAAGACCCAGAAAGAAACGACUGUCAUCCAGCUGGAACAUGCCGUGAUACUGGCGCUCAAAGCUACACUUGUGAAUGUCUUGCUGGAUAUGCUGAUCGUUCUCCAAGCCCACUCGCCAAACCAGGAAGACUCUGUGUUCUCACCGAGCCGAUUUGUUUGGAUCCAGAGCAGAAUGAUUGUCAUGCUGCUGCUAUUUGUAGUGAAGUAAAUGAUCCAGAGAAAUACACUUGUAAAUGUAGAGAUGGAUACACUGAUGAGUCACCUGAUCCACUUCGUCGUCCUGGAAGAAUCUGCAAGGGAAUGGUCAAUGAAUGUCUUGAUAGAUCAUUGAAUGAUUGCCACUCUUUGGCUGUCUGCAAAGAUUUGCCAAAUGGAUACACUUGUCAAUGUCCGAUCAAUGCCAAAGAUCAGUCUCCAGAUCCAAGAAAACCAGGAAGAAUCUGUUCGUUGUCAGUCAACGAAUGCGCCAACCCAUCCUUGAACAGCUGCUCUGCCUUUGCUGAUUGUAUUGAUCAGGAGAAUGGAUACAAAUGCAGAUGUCGUCACGGAUAUCAUGAUGACGAUCCAUCUCAUCCAGGACACAGAUGCUCAUUUAUGAUCAACGAAUGCGAUUCUUCAAAUUUGAAUGACUGUGACAGAAAUGCGAACUGCAUCGAUACUGCUGGAGGAUACGAGUGCACCUGCAAAGCUCCAUAUCGUGACGAAGGACCGCCACAAUCACCAGGAAGGAUCUGUCGCCUCAAUGAAUGCCUUGAUAGCAAUAGAAACACUUGUGAUAGAAACGCUGAUUGCCGUGACCUGGACUAUGGGUACACCUGUACUUGCAGACACGGAUUCUACGACCAGUCGCCAAAUCCUCAAGAACCAGGACGUAUCUGUAUCGAAUUCCAACAAGAAGAACACAUCGAACGAGUCAAGGUGACCACAGUUCAAUCUGAACCAAGAAGAGAGUUCCCAUGCGGAAGAGAUGAUUGUAUCAAGGCAAGAGGAGAAGUUUGCAUCAGUGGAGAAUAUUGUGGAUGUAAACCAGGAGAGGGGAGAUCUGCAAGCACUGGAAAGUGUCAACCAGUUCAAGAGAAUCCAUUCGAAUUGAGAGUUGUCACCAGGGAUCAGAGACCAUUGAUGUAUUCAACAGAAUUCGGAUCACAAAAGAGUCCAGCUUAUGUGGAAAUUGUGGAACUUUUCGAGAAGAAUAUGGCAAGAACAUUCGGAGGAACAUCUCUCGCACCACGAUAUGUGAACACCAAAGUUGAUUACAUCACUCAUCCAAAGACUAAGAACAGCUCCUGGGAUCAAGGAUUGCUGUUCAAGUAUGAAGUACAAACCACCAAGUCUCAGAAUCAACCAAUCGAUGAAUGUGAGUUGUGGAAACAGAUGCAAGCCUCGUUGGACAGAACAAAUGGUGCCAUUGGAGGAGGAUCACUUCGUGUUGCUUCUGACACUGACCUUUUGAAUCCAUGCAAACAGCAAGAGGAAUGGGGUAACUGUGGAGGAAUGAGCUGCAGAGAACAUCUGAAAGAAAUUUGUAUUGCUGGUCACAUUUGUGGAUGUCCGAAUGGAAUGAAGCGAAGAGAUGCGAACUCGGAAUGUCGCGUCGUUGAGAGCUGGAAUGUUCCGCUUUGGGUUGUUCGUGACAAGGAGAAGCCAAUUGUGUUCAGUGAAUCGUUCGACAAUCCACAAACGCCUGUCUACAAGGACUAUUCAAAGAGACUUGAGAAAGGAAUCGAAGGAUGUUAUCCACAUACUGAACUCAGGAAUGCAUUUGUUACUGCUGAAGUUAACGAUAUUGUUAACCCAGUUCUUCUGAAUGCAUCCUACGAUACUGGACUGAUGUUCAACACCACUGUCCACUUCCGGAAAGGAAUGGUUCAUGUUCCAUCUGAUGCUUACUACCAACUUGUCAAAUACAUCACCAAAGAGAACAACAACGAAGUGGGAGAUUCUGAACUGUAUCUCAAUCCAACACAGCCAAAUCCAUUCAAUCCAUGCUUCAAGAAUGAUUGUGAUCCACAUGGAAAGUGUAUUGAAACAUCAAAAUACACCUAUAAAUGUGAAUGUGGAGUUGGAUACAGAGACAUCAAUCCACAGACGCCUGGAAAGAAGUGUCUUCCUGUUCAUGGAUUCAACGAAUGUGAGAGGAAAGAAGACAACGAAUGCAGUGAGAAUGCUAGAUGUAUUGAUCUGGAACAUCUCUACAAAUGUGAAUGUCUUCCUUCGUACUAUGAUAAUUCACCAGUCGGAUCUGUUCCUGGAUCCCUUUGUGUCCUGGAUUACUGUAGUGAUGUUAACUUCUGUCCCACCAACACCACCUGCAAGAAUAUGGAACAACAAGCUGAAUGCAAGUGUGAUCCUGGAUUCAUGGAUAUUCGAAAAUCAGAGAAACGGACUGCUCUGAUGCUUGGAGAUGACACUUUGUGUAUGCAUGUCAGAGAUGUCGAUGAGUGUGCUCUUGGAUUGAAUAACUGUUCUGGAGUUGCUCAUUGUAUCGAUAAGGCUGUCGGGUACACUUGCAAGUGUCCAGAAGGAUACAUCGAUGGAAAUCCAGACGAGCCAGGAAGAGUUUGUGGAGCUCUCCUCUGUGAUUUAUGCAAUGCUCAUGGAGAUUGUGUUCACAAUACAGCCACAAACAACAUCACUUGUGUCUGUACUGAUGGAUGGACUGGACCACAAUGCCAAGUUGCUCCAUCAAAUGCUUCAUUGGUCCUCCUCAUUCUUCUCGCUCUUCUUUUCUUGCUCCUCACUCUUUGCUGUCUAUUAUACUUCUGUACUAAGUGUCACUGUUUCAAGGGAAGACCAUUCGCUGGUGCCGGAGCAAACGGAUUCGGAUACAGAAGAGGAGGUGCUUGGCCAUGGUCGACACUCGAAGGAUCAUCGUCGUCGGAAUCAGGUGCUAUGAGUGCUGCUGGAAAUGAAUAUUAUCCAGAUAUGAUGGGAAUUCCAAGAGCAAAACUGAAGUCAGGUGGAAUGAUGGCAUCUGGAGCUGCUAACGAGUCAAGAAGUAUGGAAGUGGCCCGUCUUGAUCAGUAUUUGGAUGAGAACGCAGUCAGAAUUCCACGUGCUCAUCUUGUGGAUGGACAUGGAGAACACUCGUUUGACAGUAUGUCAGAAGCAUCUUCUGAAUACACAAUCAAGGAAGAGAUCGAGAGAAAGGUGAUAACUGAUGUGACGACCAAGGAAAUCAAGACAACAACCACUACUGAUGAGCAAGGAAAUACAACUGUGACGACUACAGAAGCAGUGCAUCCAAGAGACACUACAGUAAUCCAUGGAGGUGGUUAUAUGCAAAACGAAUCAAGCAGCUCUUCAUUCUCUGGUGGUGAGAGAAUCUAUCAAUCUCAAUCGUCUCAACAGCAACAACAGCAGCAAAGUAUGGCUCAGAGCAUGGCUCAAAGAGCAACAUCUGCCGGAUAUUCGAGUUCUGGAAUGGAAAGUUCAGCUCAUAACAGUGGAUAUAGCAUCAGAAACACUGGAGAAAGAGAACGCGGAGACAGUGUCGAAGAGUUCUCAAUCGGAAGAGCCCGUGGAAUGACAGCUGCACGCGGAUACGAACAUACAAGUUCUGAGAAUCGAGAAGUCGAAGAAUAUUGCUCAGAAGAAGAAGACGUCGAGCAUUCGGUUGGAGAUAGACGAACCAUCGUCAACAAGAGUCACAGCUUUGAACCAUUUGUUAAUGGAGAAUCGGAGAGAUAUAAAACCGAGGUGGUCACCAGCCAAACCUCAACUUCAGUAACCAAGAAAUAG
Molecule: messenger RNA, 11313 nt
Organism: Caenorhabditis briggsae
Lineage: Eukaryota; Metazoa; Nematoda; Chromadorea; Rhabditida; Rhabditidae
Gene: Cbr-mua-3
Product: Protein CBR-MUA-3
Molecular function (GO): protein binding; calcium ion binding
Source: RefSeq, a predicted model, not a curated record